Bombina bombina (fire-bellied toad) is the source of this 3061-nucleotide messenger RNA. RefSeq names its product integrator complex subunit 8 (gene INTS8). Gene Ontology annotation, cellular component: integrator complex. The record is from RefSeq and is a predicted model, not a curated record. Gene Ontology annotation, biological process: snRNA 3'-end processing. NCBI's taxonomy places the organism in Eukaryota, Metazoa, Chordata, Amphibia, Anura, Bombinatoridae. Gene Ontology annotation, molecular function: protein binding.
UAGGUUGGGUAGCAAGUUACGUUUUGAUCUGCGACUGUGUUGUUGUCACGUGACAUGAUACGUAAUCAAUGUGUGCCUAGUUGUCUCGGUACCAAGGAGUGAGUUACUGAAGUAAAGAGAAAGUAUAACUUGCAGAAAAAUGAGGAAGAAAAGCCAAGCCGGGGAUAAAGUACAGGGGAAGAAGAUGAGUGCGGAAGCAGCAGAUCGAGAGGCAGCAACUUCUAGCCGGCCGUGUACUCCUCCGCAGACUUCAUGGUUUGAAUUCUUGCUUGAUGAGUCAUUGUUGGAGAGUCAUUUGCAGAAAUCUUUUCCAGAUCCCCCACCUGUUCAGCUGAUUGUCCAGUUUCUGGAACAAGCUUCCAAGCCCACUGUAAAUGAGCAGAAUCAGGUGCAGCCUCCAACUGACAACAAAAGAAACCGCACUCUCAAACUACUAGCUCUGAAGGUGGCUGCGCAUUUGAAGUGGGAUCUAGAUAUCCUGGAGAAAAGUCUGUCGGUUCCUGUUCUGAAUAUGUUGCUUAAUGAGCUGCUGUGUGUGAGUAAAGUGCCUCCAGGUAUGAAGCACGUGGAUCUCGACCUCUCAAGCUUACCCCCAACCACUGUCAUGGCAGUCAUGCUUUACAACCGAUGGGCCAUCCGGACUAUUGUGCAAAGCAGUUUUCCUGUAAAGCCUGUUAAACAAGGCCCCCUGCAGCCUAAUGUAAUGAAUCAAAUUCAACAGGAGAAAGAGCUUACUGAAAAUAUUUUAAAAGUGCUGAAGGAACAGGCAGAUGAUUCUAUUGCUGUGCUAGAAGAAGCUCUCAAACUAAAGAAAAACUUCUAUGUCCAUACAAUGAGGACUUUAGACCUUUUGGCUGUGGAACCUGGCAUGGUAAAUGGAGAAACACAGAAUUCAACAGCUGGGUUAAAAAUUAGUUCUGAAGAAAUGCAUUGCCAGGUGUGCUACGACUUGGGAGCCCUUUAUUUCCAACAAGGAUCUGUAAACCCUCCCAGUUAUGAGAAAGCCAGAGACCAUUUUUUUAACACAAAACAGUUGCUUGCAAAGUUUGGUGCAGUGUCUGACCACUGCUUCAUAGAUGAAAAGAGGCUGGCAGGGUACUGUCAAGCCUGUGGAGUCCUUGCUCCAUCAACUGCAAUUACCCAUCUAUCAACACCUUACUGCCAGAUCCACAAUUUCAUGAAGUCUGGCAAUUACCAGGGCAUAAUAAAGAUUUUUUUUGAAGAUAAUCAAACCUGCAGUUUACCAGAUCAGUUCAGACAGUCUGUCCUAAGAGAGCUAUUUCAGAAAGCACAGCAGGGGAACGAAGCUCUGGCUGAAGUUUGUUUUAAAGUAUGUGCAUGCAACACAGUAUGUGACAUUCUUCAUGGUCGGCCCAGCAGUGUUCACUUUAAUCAGCUCUUCAUGAGACCAAACAAAGAGAAAAUAGACUAUCUUCUAGAGGUUUGUUCCAAGUCAUUGAAUUUAAACCAAUCAUCAUCAGACACAGCGAAAAGAACAAUUGCAACAUUUUUAAAGGACCUUUGUCUGGGAAUGGAAGACCUGCAAUUAGUGUUUAUGAUUUCUUCCCAUGAGCUUUUCAUUAAGUUACUCACAGAUGAUGAAAGGAAGAUGUUAGUAGAGCAAAUAAGAAAGAGAAAUUCACGGGUCAAUCUCUGUACUAAACCUGUGACAUCUUUUUAUGACAUACCAGCUUCUGCUAGUGUUAAUAUUGGCCAACUGGAACAUCAGCUCAUACUGAGUGUGGAUCCGUGGAGAAUCAGACAGAUCUUAAUAGAGUUGCAUGGGAUGACAUCAGACAGCCAGUACUGGAUGGUGUCAAGCAAAUGGGAAAUACCUUCAAUUUAUAGUGGAAUAAUACUUGGAAUUAAAGAUAACCUGACACGGGAUAUGGUCUUUAUCCUCAUGGCCAAGGGGUUACACUGUAGUGCAAUUAAGAAUUACCUUCAGGCUAAGCAACUUUUUGCAGCCUGCCUGGAGCUAGUGACUGAGUUUUCUCCUAAGCUCCGUCAGGUCACGCUCAAUGAGAUGCUGCUUUUAGACAUUCGCACAUAUGAAGCUGGAACUGGUCUAUCUGGGGAGCGUCCAGCUCCUGAACUAAUUAGCAGGGUCCGUGGUUAUCUUGAAAUGAGGAUUCCUGAUAUCCCUCUUCGUCAAAUUGUGUCAGAAGAGUGUGUGGCUUUCUUGCUUAACUGGCGGGAAAAUGAAUACCUAACUCAGCAAGUGCCUGCAUCUUUGGUGCAAAGUAAUCCUUAUGUUAAGGAGUGAACUGGUUUCUUUCAUUAAAAAGCUACGGGAACCGUUGGUCUUAACAACAUUGCUGUCACUGUUUGUCAAGCUUCAUAAUCUCCGGGAGGAUAUUGUAAAUGAUAUCAGUGCUGAGCAUAUUAAUAUCUGGCCAGCCUCCAUUCCUAACCUGCAGUCUGUAGAUUUUGAUGCAGUAUCUGUCACUCUGAAAGAAUUAGUCAACUACGCACUAACCAUAAAUUCAAACAACCACUCCUGGCUCAUUGUUCAAGCUGAUAUUUAUUUUGCAACCAAUCAAUAUUCUGCUGCUCUCAACUACUAUCUUCAAGCAGGAGCAGUGUGCUCUGAAUUUUUCACAAAGCAAGUACCACCAGAAAUAUAUACAGAUCAGGUGAUUAAAAGAAUGAUAAAAUGUUGUUCGCUGCUGAACUGCCACACACAAGUAGCAAUUCUAUGCCAGUUUCUUCGAGAAGUUGACUAUAAAACAGCAUUUAAAGCCCUACAGGAACAGAACAGCCACGAUGCAAUGGAUUCGUAUUAUGAAUAUAUCUGGGAUGUGACUAUACUGGAAUACCUCACAUAUCUGCACCAUAAAAGAGGAGAAAUGGAUAAAAGACAAAUAGCGAUAAGAUCUAUUGGCCAGACAGAACUUAAUGCAAGUAACCCAGAAGAAGUAUUACUGCUUGCUGCACAGAGGCGCAAAAAGAUGUUUCUUCAAGCUAUGGCAAAGCUUUACUUUUGAUUUCAAUCAAGAACAUGUAUAUAAUGCUAUAUUCUUUGAUAAAAUACAAAUAAAAAAUAUAAAAUGAACAAGAA